AUGCACAAACCUUCCUCUUAUCUCUUCAUUGCAGCAAUAUUAUGCUUACUUCGACCAUCUGAGGCAUCGUCGUCGCAUCGACCGAUAGCUUUCUUGUUGGACGUAGACAAUACGCUCUAUGAUGAAUUGGACAGCGGGAUCGAAUCUCAAAUUGUAAAGAACACACAUUCAUACUGCAAAGAAAGGUUUGGAAUGGAGAAGGAAGAAGCUGAUGACCUUUUUCGACAGUUUGGAUCCACAAUGGAAGGUUUAAAACAAACCAUUUUGAAAGGAAAGCUAGAAUCUGAGGUUCACGAAGCUUUGGAUGAUUUUUAUGCAACAGUUUACAAAAAGAUCGACUACUCAAGUUUGCUGCUGGAAUCGACGGCGCAAGAGUCUUCGACUGGAUACUCUAUGACAAGAGACCGAAAGCAACUACGUCAGCUGCUCCGUUUCUGUCCGCAUCCUAUAUGGAUAUCGUCAAAUUCGCCGAGCUGGCACGUUCGAAGGACACUUGAGGCCAUGGGUCUUGCUGAUAUUCAUUUUGAACGUUGUUUCACACCUGACCGACUCCCAUUCUAUCCUACGAAGCAUGACCCAAUUCGUUUCUUUGGUGAAUACUGCGAGGAAUUGCUUUCCUACGCUCGAUUGAUCGUCUUUGAUGAUUCAAGCUGGAAUCUUUCCCGCAUAUGCGAGAACUUUCCAAGAGCGGAAGGCGUACUCGUCUCGCGUCGAAAUCCUUUGACUACCGCAUGGCUUCGGACCGUUUUACUCGAUCCUGAGUUUAAAUUCGAUCAAGUACAAUACCUUGACUCAAAGAAUGCCGUGGAUCGAAAAUCGAUAAACUCGAAUAUCUGGAAUGAAGUUGUAGCCAGUCUUCAAGGCCUUCGAAAACGUGAAGUACAUAUUGCAGAUGUUGGCGCGGGGAUUCUGUCCAUGCUUGAUCUCUUCCUUCAUGGAGACGUCAGUAAAGGUCUAAACCCUCUUCUGAUAGACACGAAGGGACCUUAUUUCGUUCACUACACUGCCUACGAGUCAAAUGCAAAGCUCUAUGAAGCUUGCCACCAAAAGCUUCUUUCAUGGGGAUUAACAGCACGAGAGAAAUCGGAAAAUGUGAUCAUCUACGAGGGACCGUCGGUACGAGUGAGACUCAUUCUAGAAGACUUUGACAGGUCGCCACCAAUUCCAACCCCUGAUUUGAUUGUUGGUUGCUGUUUCGCUGAUUUGUUCGAUCCUUCUCAACUCGUGCCAUCGUUGAUAAGGUCCUUUAGUCUUUUAGAUUGUCAGCGCACAAUCUUAUAUUUCCCCAUUACAUUUGAAGGCAUUACCCAACUGUUCCCUCCGCAACCUUUUGAGUCGACCAUCGACGGUACGAUACCAUCAGACACAGCUGCACUUGGUGUUUAUUCAGAGGCACUUUCCAGAGACCUUGGACACAACUUAGAUCCAGCGUUACUGCAAGAUGAAAUGGAACGACAUGGUUUUUCCCUUCAGAGGAAAGGUGGGUCUAUGUGGAAUAUCCAUCAUGAUGUAAAUCCCUACCUUUAUAUGUGCAUGCUCUACUUCUUUGGAAGUGCUGCUGGACCAAAACUACAACACAAUGGAUUUGACGCACAAGGCUGGAUACAAAGAAUACGCAAAACGAAUCCUCAUAUUCAAGUGUCGAACGUAGACUUGAUGUUUCGGGUUGGAAAAAAUCUCGAUCACUGUCUACACAACACUGAAUCUGACCUGGUAAUGGAGGAAAUCUAUUUUGUCGGAACUAGAGACGUGAUAACUCGCAAGAAGAGGAUCCCCGAGCUCCUCCCAACACAAGUGCUAAGGACAGAGUUGAAAAUUUUUAAUGGACAGUUUGACGACGCCGUACUUGACGCAACAAUUGAAGACAUGAAAGAUGAGCGAAUGGCGUACCCAUUGUCGUAUGGUUAUUGCCUUGUCGGACACGUCAUUCAGUGCGGAGAUGCCGUGCCGAAUGAUCUUAUCGGGAAACUUGUUUUUAGCUUCUCUCCACAUGCAUCCCAUGUCGUCACUAAUUUUGAUAAUAUUCAUGUCGUUCCAGAUAAUAUUUCACCUGAAGAUGCCAUUUUCAUGCCAUCGGUGGAAACUGCUCUUUCGUUGAUUCAUGAUGCCAGUCCUCGAAUGGGAGAGAAUGUCGCCGUGUUCGGGCAAGGAUUAAUUGGGCUACUAGUGACGGCUAUUCUCGGUACUCAAAGACAGACUUCGAAUUCGGCAAAGUUUGGAGUGGUUACUGCGUUUGAGACUAUCCCAACUCGCUUAAUGGCUGCUGCACGAUUCGGAGCUUCACAAGCACUCUUGCCUGGUAGCUUUAGUGGGCCUUUUGACGUUUCGAUUGAAGUUAGUGGAAACUUUAAAGCACUUCAAUCAGCCAUAGAUCUUACAGCUGAUGGUGGACGGAUUAUCGUCGGAUCGUGGUAUGGUAACUCCGCAGUAAAUUUGAAUCUCGGGAUUGAGUUUCACCGGAGUCAGAAGACAAUUAGGGCAUCUCAAGUGAGCAAAAUCCCCUUGCAAUUGCAAAGUACAUGGAACAAAGAUAGACGAUUUGAAUUCACUUGGGAGCUAGUAAGGAACUUAAAGCCGUCGCGGAUGCUGUCUAGAGUAACUGACAUCAACGGUGGGAAAACUGCUUACGAAGCGCUUGAUAGGGGUGAAGAAAUCGCCAUUGCAUUCAAAUAUUGA
Cylindrotheca closterium is the source of this 2676-nucleotide messenger RNA. NCBI's taxonomy places the organism in Eukaryota, Bacillariophyta, Bacillariophyceae, Bacillariales, Bacillariaceae. The record is from the annotation of a GenBank genome assembly.